Messenger RNA from Molossus molossus (Pallas's mastiff bat), 2108 nucleotides. It is a transcript of the gene GPM6B, whose product is annotated as glycoprotein M6B. Gene Ontology annotation, molecular function: structural constituent of myelin sheath. The record is from RefSeq and is a predicted model, not a curated record. Gene Ontology annotation, biological process: central nervous system myelination; axon development. NCBI's taxonomy places the organism in Eukaryota, Metazoa, Chordata, Mammalia, Chiroptera, Molossidae. The coding region runs from base 146 to 1054 and encodes 302 amino acids. The transcript has 9 exons. Gene Ontology annotation, cellular component: myelin sheath; plasma membrane.
GGAAACUGCAGCCGAGGAAAAUACUGAACAAAGCCAAGAGAGAAAAGAUUCACUGUCGUAAAAAGGCCUUCCCAGAAGUAUUGGAAGACGUCCAUCCACUUGCUGCUCCCAUCUCCACAUCUGCUGGGUGAACAGCAGAGCUGAAAUGGAAAUUGGCAGGUACCACUGGAUGUACCCAGGCUCAAAGAACCGCCAGUACCAUCCCGUGCCAACCCUGGGGGACAGGGCUAGCCCCUUGAGCAGUCCAGGUUGCUUCGAGUGCUGCAUCAAGUGUCUGGGAGGAGUCCCCUAUGCCUCUCUGGUGGCCACCAUCCUCUGCUUCUCCGGGGUCGCCUUAUUCUGUGGCUGUGGACAUGUGGCUCUGGCGGGCACUGUGGCGAUUCUUGAGCAACACUUCUCCACCAACACCAGUGACCAUGCCUUGCUGAGUGAGGUAAUCCAACUGAUGCAGUAUGUCAUCUAUGGAAUUGCGUCCUUUUUCUUCUUGUAUGGGAUCAUUCUGUUGGCUGAAGGCUUUUACACCACGAGCGCAGUGAAAGAACUGCACGGGGAGUUUAAAACCACAGCCUGCGGCCGAUGCAUCAGUGGAAUGUUUGUCUUCCUUACCUACGUGCUGGGAGUGGCCUGGCUUGGCGUGUUUGGUUUCUCUGCGGUGCCUGUGUUUAUGUUCUACAACAUAUGGUCAACUUGUGAAGUCAUCAAGUCACCCCAGACCAACGGGACAGCCGGUGUGGAACAGAUCUGCGUGGAUAUCCGACAAUAUGGUAUCAUUCCUUGGAAUGCUUUCCCAGGAAAAAUAUGCGGCUCCGCCCUAGAGAACAUCUGCAACACAAAUGAGUUCUACAUGUCCUACCACCUGUUCAUUGUGGCCUGUGCUGGAGCUGGUGCCACCGUCAUUGCCCUGAUCCACUUCCUCAUGAUACUGUCUUCUAACUGGGCUUACUUAAAGGAUGCCAGCAAAAUGCAGGCUUACCAGGAUAUCAAAGCAAAGGAAGAACAGGAACUGCAAGAUAUCCAGUCCCGGUCAAAAGAACAACUCAAUUCUUAUACAUAAAUGUUUGCCAGAGUGCUUCUGCCGACGCAUUGACAGCUCUGACAAAUCAUCAGACAGCUGCUCUGCGGUACAGAUGUUUCCCGCCAACAAUUUCAUGUAGAACUGCAAACACUUCACUGUCUGUCGCAAGCUGCUGGGAUGUAUUUCUAGGAAAACCUUCCAGUAGGUAAACCUUUUUCUUUAGAACAGAUAUUGGAGAAUACGUUAGCCAUUUUAAAAGGCAACACUCUUGACAAAAUGAUUGCUCAUCUUUUUGAAAUUUGUGGCAUGUUCACAUUUAUUGCUAGAGCAAUCCUUCCAAGAUAGGCACUGAGAAUAUGGCAUACUCCUUGAUAGGGGCCCAUGAUAUACCAGCAUCAAGGAAUGUGACCAUAAAUUCAUGUAUGCCAUCUGUCCUCAAAUAGAUGUAUCUAAUAGGAAAUAAAAUGGAAUUGGUGCGAAAUUCCAUUUCUGACAGCUGACAUUUAUUAAACUGUGGCUCAUCAAAGAUAAUGUGAUUCUUACAACUGACAAGGACACAGUAAUCUCAUAAUCCAAUCAAAAUCGUUUUUUCAAUAAUGCUAAAAUGUGCUACUACAAUUCUGCUAUACCUACCAUAAAAGAAGCUGAAAUCUGACUCAUUGACAAGCUUUCUGGAAUCAAUUUUAUAAAAGACCUCAUUUCAAUAAAAUGGCCCACUUGUUGUCAUUCUUGGGAAAUAAAUGUCAGCUCUGCCUUAAUGAGUAUUUGCUGUAAAUUUCUAAGAACUUAUAUCACAACGGGAGACCCAAAAUCCUUCACAGAAUUUUUUUCCACAAACAUUUUUCUUAAUUAAGAAGUGUUACCUUAUUAAAAUGACCACCAUUCUAAACCAUUUUUAUGUGGUCUGAAAAGUGAGUUUACAGUUUCAUACCAACUAUCUAUAACCUAAUUACAAAUAGACCACAGACCUCCUACUUUUAUAGACUUGAAUACUUAAGUAAUUUAAACUAGGGUAGGUAUUUAUUUCACCUUUUCUUAUCUAAGUCUUAGUUUCCUGGAAUAAUAGAAGUUCGAUGUUCAGCAAAAACAAAAC